UCUGAAGAGAGCGUGAUUGAAACAGAUUGUGGCUGAGUGACCGGCCUUUACAAUUUACGUUAACCAGUCGUGGGGAGAGGAGUAGUUUUACAAAGUGUGCCAACAUUGGGGCUCACCACCGCAUCCCGCGUGAAUUUGUCUACCCUUUUCAACAAGCAGUUGGUGACCAAACAGCAGUAAAGUUAGACGGUUGGCUGACUGCAAUUUCAUGAUGGAGAAUGCCACUAUGUCUUCAACAGUAUAUCUAACAGGCAUUUGGGCCGUCGUCGUCAAGUGCGCACUGAGCUUCAGCAGUGAACAACAUUUCUCAGUCCCAACAUGCAAGCGUUUCAAUCCAUUUUUCAGGUAUUAGCCCUCGGGCUUCUGCUGACGGCUGUCCUAGCCGAUGGACAGCAGAGGAAAUACGACACCAACGUCGAUGACGUCAGGCCGGGAAUGACUUUUUCGAAUAACAAAGGCGCCAGUCGCCAUUUUCCAAAGGGGAUCCAUCGACUUGAAACUAAUACUAAACAACGAGCUGCCUGCCCGGAAGAUUAUUCUCCAUGCCUUUGCGAAUUGACGACCAACGGGAUCGAAGUCACUUGCGUAGACAUUCCUGUCGCCGAUAUUACCAACGUCUUUUACCGCACCCGUAACAUCGACCUCUACCAGGUCGUCCUGACGGCCUCGGCUUCCGCCACUGGGACUGUCGAUUUGCCCGCCGACCUCCUGAAAGACAAACGCGUUGAACACAUUUACCUGGGCUGCCCGGCCAACGCUUCCCCCAAACUCGGCCUCACUAUUGCGUCUUCGACUUUUGAAUUCACGCGGUUCAACACGACCGUCUUCGGGAUUUUGAACUGCGAUCUGGCCGGACAGACGGACAUGCAAUACCUGAACGAUUUCUCAGUCCUCAACACUUUGAGAGUUGACGAUUCCAAUAAUAUCGAAGCUAUUGCCACUCUGCCCACCUCGACUAUGCCGGCAUUGAAGAGAUUGUUUAUUGUCAACUGCACAGGACUGGAAAAUGUUGCCUUUCCCGAUUUGACUCCCGCCCGGCUAGUUCGUUUGCACCUGCAAGGCAACGGGUUGACCGAUGCGGCCGUCAAUGCCAUUUUGAUUUCCGUUGCCAGUUCCUCGUCGUCCAGUUCAUUGCAGGAACUGAUCCUGGCCAACGAGUACACGAUGACCAAAGUGCCCAGGAUUGGCGCUUUCUCCAAAUUGGGUUGGUACGACGUCAGUUCCAACGCCAUUCCUUUUAUCAGCCAAUCCAAUUUGGUUUUCAACGUACCUGUUAACUUGGUCGGCCUCAAGAAUAUCGAAUUGACCGCCAUCGAAGGCGGGGCUUUCUUGGGUAACUAUGCAAAUGCAGAGGUCAAUUUGGAAGAUAACAAAUUGACCGAGUUUAGAGAGGAUGUCUUCAAAUCGAUGCUGCAACAGAUGGCCGCCCAGCCGGCCGGCUCUGGAGGCCAAGUGAUCCUCACUGGAAAUCCUUUUGAUUGCGGCUGUCCUCUGGCCUGGUUGAUCCGCGACAAUCCAGCUCUUCUGCCCAGUGUAAAGAACGGAGUUUGCGGCGGAUUCUUUAGGUUCGAGGACCUCAAUCCUGAUUCCUACGUUGACUGCUAAAACGGAUAGGACCGGUGAUUGAAUUUGACUUUCUUCUUUUCAUUGACGUUAGACGUUAUCCACUACUUCUAUUGCAUCGAUGAUGAAAGUUGAAUAAACAAUCCAGCACGA
Daphnia pulicaria is the source of this 1716-nucleotide messenger RNA. RefSeq lists its product as uncharacterized. The transcript is spliced from 6 exons. Gene Ontology annotation, cellular component: membrane. NCBI's taxonomy places the organism in Eukaryota, Metazoa, Arthropoda, Branchiopoda, Diplostraca, Daphniidae. The coding region runs from base 319 to 1605 and encodes 428 amino acids. The record is from RefSeq and is a predicted model, not a curated record.